Boleophthalmus pectinirostris (great blue-spotted mudskipper) is the source of this 7722-nucleotide messenger RNA. RefSeq names its product myosin phosphatase Rho interacting protein (gene mpripb). Gene Ontology annotation, biological process: actin filament organization. Gene Ontology annotation, cellular component: actin cytoskeleton. Bases 804 to 6494 code for a protein of 1896 amino acids. The transcript has 25 exons. Lineage: Eukaryota; Metazoa; Chordata; Actinopteri; Gobiiformes; Gobiidae. Gene Ontology annotation, molecular function: actin filament binding. The record is from RefSeq and is a predicted model, not a curated record.
CCCGCGGUCCGCUCCCUCCGCUCCGUGUGGAGAGAAGAAAAUAAACCCCUCCACCACCAACCACCACCGCCACCGCUCUGCUAACGGGGCUAGUUAUGGAAGUGCAGCCCAAACACUGACUCCUCCGCGGGGACACCGAGCCGAGACUGCCCCCCGCAUGCACCGACCACACCGGGGGGACCGUACGCGGGACCGUGUCGGGAUUCCGGGAGCGUUUGUGCUUUUAAAGACGCACACGGGCUUCUUUUCUUUCGCUUCUUUUGGCUCGGGCUAGCUGAGCGUGCUAACCGUAGCCUAGCAGCGAGGAGCGGCGCUGGAUGAACUUCGCAUGGGUUGACCGCGGUGGUAAAAACGGUGCAUCGCUUCUCGUUUGCCCCCGCUCGCAUGGUCCCCUCACGCCGGGAGUCUUUCGUUACUCGAUGGAGGCUUUCCCCGCGGAUCUGGAAGCCUUUACGAACGCGCACAUGCUGUUUUUUUCCACGCGAUCACGUUAUUGAUUUGGGAAGCCCACUGGCGGAGGAGCUAACAGGAUAUUAGCCACUUUUCGCUUUGUGGUCGCAGGCCACGGGACGCUGGUCUAAUGGCAGCUAAUAUUUAUUGCAAAGUGUUCCAGAAAUGCAGAUGAUUUCAUGCAAAUAAACAUUGAUUUUCCAGACGAUCUUUUGGCUUGAAAUGCAGCGAGCGGUUGCCAGGUUGGGAGAGUAGGAGCAGCGCAGGAAAGCAGCGGGGUCGCCUCAUCUGUUCCGUGGGUUAGAAGAAGUGCACCUCCGUCCGAUCGGAUCCGAACCGCACAAAGAGGUGACAUGUCUGCCGCUAAGGAGAACCCAUGUCGGAAAUUUCAGGCGAACUUCUUCAACAAGAGCAAGUGUCAGAACUGCUUCAAGCCCCGAGAGCUGCAUCUGCUCACCGACCAGGAUCUCAACCAGGCCAAACCCAUUUAUGGAGGAUGGCUGUGCCUGGCCCCCGAGGGAACAGACUUCGACAACCCUAUGCAGAGAUCUCGGAAGUGGCAGAGGAGGUUCUUCGUGCUCUAUGAACAUGGCUGCCUGCGCUUUGCACUCGACGAAUCGCCCAGCACACUGCCCCAGGGCACCGUCAACAUGAACCAGUGCACGGACGUGAUCGACGCAGAGCCCAAGACCGGCCAGAAGAACUCCCUAUGCAUCAUCACGCCCGAGCAGGAGUACUUCAUCAGAGGGGAGAACAAGGAGAUCAUCAAUGGGUGGAGUGAGCAGCUGUCUGUCUAUCCUCGCACCAACAAACAGAACCAGAAGAAGAAACGCAAGGUGGAGCCUGCAACCUCACAAGAGCCUGGUCCAGCGAAGGUAGCAGUGACGGGCUCGGGGAUCCCAGAGACGGAGAAGGGCCCAGACUCCAGCUCCAUCAUCUGGCAGGAAGAGCUGAGUCAGAGGGAGGCAGAGGGAACAGCGCUGUGGGCUACUGCUGAUCUGCCCCCUACAGGUGAUGUUGCCGUGUCCUCAGACCUCAACUCUCUGAAUGGUGAUGAAGUGGACCGCAGCUCCAGUCACGUCCUCCACGGCUCCGCCCCUCAGCCCACCAGCGACCCUCUUUCCCCCACAGGCUCCUGCUCCAGCCUGGGAGGGGUCCCCCGCUGCCUGUCCCCGGCCCCCAGCGACCCCUUCCCCUCGGGCAGCUCCCUGCUGUCCAACGGCUCCCACAUCAGCGGCUCUCUCAGCUCCCUGGACUCGGACGCCAGUGGCAGCACGGUGACCAGCGGAGAGGGCCACAGCCAGAGCGCACACAGGGGCCACCACCAUGACACCCCCAGGGCCCGCAGGCUGGAGGCAGAGGCCCGCAAGGCUGAGAAGAGAAGCCGCCACAAGAGCCCAGACAGGAGGGACAGAGAGUCGCUCAUCAGCCCCGAGAGGAGUCGCUCCGGUGUGAUCGAGAAGCUGGAGGCCCUGGAGCUGGAGAACCAGGAGAAGAUGGAGGUGGAGGAGAGCGGGAGGAGCGAGGAGAGACAAGGCCGCAGCCAGCACAGGCGCUUCCAUCGAGAGGACCAAGGGCAGGACCCGGACUUCCCCUCCACUCUGCCCCCCCUGAGAAGAGCCAAGUCCCUGGACAGAAGGACCACAGAGUCUGUCAUGACCCCUGACCUGCUGAACUUCAAGAAGGGCUGGAUGGUGAAGCUGGAUGAACAAGGCCAGUGGAAAAAAUACUGGUUUGUGCUGACGGACCACAGCCUGCGCUACUACAAAGACUCCAUCGCUGAGGAGGCUUCUGACCUGGACGGUGAGAUUGAUCUGUCCACUUGCUACAACGUUACGGAAUAUCAGGCUCAACGCAACUAUGGGUUUCAAAUUCAUACGCAGGAAGGGGUGCACACUCUGUCGGCCAUGACGGCAGGGAUUCGCAGGAACUGGAUCCAGGCGGUCAUGAAGAACGUCAGACCCUCCACUGCCCCAGAUGUAGCAAGCUCCACUGAGGACCACAGCUCUUUCUCUGCUCUGGAAGGUUUGGUGCGACCAGACGUGACCCAGGAUUCCCCUUCCUCUGAGACGUCCUCUGUAGACUCCCCCUCUGUGGCCAAGAGCAGGGCCAGGGAGCGCAGGCGAGAGGGCAGGUCCAAGACGUUCGACUGGGCAGAGUUCAGACCCAUCGCCCAGGCUCUGGCCCAGCAGAGGGCUCAGGAGGCAGAGAGUCUGCAGGCCGACGUGGGAGAACUGGAGAAGAGCCGCCGCAGAGAGGAGAGGCGCAAGAGGUAUGAAUCUAUGACCAGCUCUGCAGUGGAGCCCGCAGAGGAAGUGAGGACUGAGCCAGAGAGCACAGGGGACACUGGAGGGCCUGGCUCUGUGGACAGGCAGCAGAGAGUGGAGGAGGUGAUCGAACAACACUGGAGACAGGUGGAGAAGACGCCCAUCAGAGAGGAGAGGAGGGUGCCCUUAGCCUCGGCACAGCAGCUCCAGCAGGCCUCGGAGCUGGAGCAACUGCUGGACACCUACAAGCAAGGGAUGGAGGAGCUCAAGGCUCAGCUGGAGAGCUGUCACCAGCAGCUCUUGGAGUCCAACAGGCACAAGGAGCAGCUGGAGCAGCAGCUGAGGAGUGCUCUGGAGAGGGAACAGGACAUCCGCACGGGCUACAUCUCUCCUCUGGAGCCCCCUUUGGGUCUGGAGGCUGAUGUGACGCCCCAGAUGAAGAAGAGCGAGCUGGUUAGUUCUCAGGCACAGAGCUUAACCAGGAAGUACCAGGAGACCAAAGAACUCCUGAAGCUGCAAGAGCUGAAAAAGCGCAGUAUGCAGGCACAGCUUGGCCUCACGCUUUCUCACUUGCCCAUUAAGGACACUUACUUUUCUGACACUCCUCCCCCUGAACCUGUUCUAAAAACUGUUAGUCUCUUGCUACGCGACAGCUCCGAGGCUAUUCAGGAACUGGAAGACUUGAUAACUGACAAAACUAUCACCACCAAGGAGCUGUCUUCCUUACUCAAAUCACAUAGCUGCAAUCGUGACAUACCUGACAGACUACAGCUCCAGAAGAUUUUGGAAAGCUGGAAAUGCCAACAGGAGAUCACAAAUGAGACCAUCAGGAAGAGUUUAGCCAAGGCGGGAGAAAGCAUCCGAGAGUAUGAGGCACGUCUUUUAACCAUGGAGGAAGCAGUUGGGAAAGUCCAGAGGCAAAGCUUUGAAGGCCCCAAACACCCCUUCAGUCCUUGCCCAAAGAUCGAGAACCACUCUGAGACAAGCGAGAUGACUAUCGGAAUGCUUUCUCAGAAGGUGGAACUAUUGACCUGUGAGAAUGGAGCCUUAAAACAGCGAUGCCAGGAGAUAGUCAAUCAGCUGACAGAAGCUGACCGAGAAAUCGACCGCCUCAAAGCAGAGCUGAUCUGCCAGCAAGGUGGCAAGCAGCACCAUCUCAUCAUGGAGGAACUCAAGAUGCUGAAGGCUGAACUAGCUGAGAAUCAGGCUAAUGCUAUCGACAGAGAGUACUACGAGAGGGAGCUCAAUGAGAAGUCUCUAAGGCUUCAUGAAGCUCUAGUUACCCUGGAAGAGCUCGGGACUACCCUCAAAGACACUGAAAAGAAACUCCAGCUGAAGGAAGCCACCUUAAAGGGUCUCGGCUUCACCGCGGACAUGGAAGGUGAUGACCUGCAACCUGAAAAAGACCAACUCCAUGAGCUCCUAGAAGCUUCCCACGCCAAACUGCAGGAGACCGAAGCGCAGCUAGAGUCUACAGAACAGAGAUGUAGAGAACUUGAGGUUAGGAACGAAGAACUUGUAAGACUAAACCAAGAGUCAGAAUCUGUUUUAAAAUCAAGGCUAGCACAGGCGGAAGAGGAAAUCCAGAUGCUACGAGACAAGAUAGAAACACAGAGUAGAUUAGAAAAGCCAGAGUAUGUUCAGACAGGGGAUGUGCAGGUCGCUGAUAAAGAAGAACAAAUGGUAGAAGAGUUUGAGAGGAAGUCAGAGGCACUUAGGCAAGUUUUAGACAUGGUAGCUCAGGUAGAAGUUAACGUAGAAAGAAUGCUGUUGGAUUUGAGAAGCACUUUAUUUGAGACACCGCAAGAUGGACUGGUUAGUCAAGCAGACCGGGUAGUAGCUGUGGAAGGGGAAUUCUGGAGCCAAAUGGGUAAAGUAAACCCAGAUGUUGAUAGAUCUAGCAUAGAGUUUACAAGUUUGGCCAAACAAAUAAUUGCACAAGAACAAGCUCAUUUAGAAAUGCGUAGGAUAUGUCAACAAGUAAAAAGUGACGACGCCCAAGAAGAUUUUGCAACAGUGUAUAGUUGGUUCGACAAUGAUGCUCAUAGUUUAAUUCUUGAAGAGUUGAGAAACGCUUUGCAAGAAAAGUUAGAUUCAAUAAUGGAAAUAGUCUCUGGUUUAAAGCAAAGAGAUGAGAGGUUUAUGUCUUUGGCUGAAACUAGCAUAGGCCAAGAGGAGCGACAAAAACAGACUUCAGAUUAUUUGCGAGAUGCUUUCAAAGAGGCUUGCAUGGCGUAUGUGACGAUAAGGUUGAACGUUGAGCAUGAGAAAAAGCAGUCAGAAAUCCAACCAGGUAAUCAAGAGUGUGCAAACUGUUUAACAUUAAAAGAAUUGGCAAGCAAUCUCCAAUUGAAAGUUGACGAUCUACAAAGUCAAAUGUCUGAGGUAGAUCUAAAGAUACAGAUCGAAGGCAAGGCAAUAGAUUCAGUGGAUAAAACGAUAGAACUUCAGGACAUGUUAGCAAAGCACAAAAAGGAACUGAGGGAGCUGAAAGAAUCCUAUGAGCAGGAAAAUCACAAGUUACAGCAAGAUUUGACAAAGGUCAAUGAGGCGUUACACCUCCGUUCUGAAGAAAACAUUAAAGAGAUCGACUCCCUGACCAACUGCAUGGAGAACCUCCAGGAGAAGCACGAAGCCGAGCGGAAGCACCUCACCGAGAGGUUCAAUCAGGACAUGGAGGAGCUCUGGAGUUUGGUCAAUCAAGCGAAUCUGGUCGACAAUAUGGCUUUCUCUCCCCAAACGCUAAAAGAUCACAUCCAAGAGCUGGUCCGCCAAGUAUCAGCCAUGAGUGAGGAGAAGAUGCGGCGCGAGGAGCAGGACGACCCCACCACGCUGCGGCGGAAAUACGAGCAGGAGCUGGAGAACCUCAAGGCCACGUGUGAGCGAGGCUUUGCCGCCAUGGAGGAAUCCCAUCAGAAGGUGAUCGACGAGCUGCAGAAGAAACACCAGAGGGAGCUAGAGAACCUGCAGGAGGAGAAGGAGAGGCUGCUGGCGGAGGAGACGGCGGCUACUAUAGCGGCUAUUGAAGCUAUGAAGAACGCCCACCGGACUGAGCUGGAGAAGGAGCUGGACAAAGCUCGCAAAGCCAACAACAACGCCGAGAACGCAGACAUGGAGGAGAUCCACAGGCAGCACGAAGAGGAGCUGGGCUCGUUCCAGCGGGAGAUCGAGGUGCUGUCGGAGCAGUACUCUCAGAAGUGUCUGGAGAACGCUCACCUGGCCCAGGCCCUGGAGGCUGAGAGGCAGGCUCUGAGGCAGUGCCAGCGCGAGAACCAGGAGCUCAACGCACACAACCAGGAGCUGAACAACCGUCUGGCUGCAGAGAUCACCAGGAUGCGCUCCAUGGUGUCAGAGGAGGGCUCCGGGGAGGGCACAACAAUACAGGGCAAAGAGCUCUACGAGUUAGAGGUGAUGCUGCGGGUGAAGGAGUCUGAAGUGCAGUACCUCAAACAGGAGAUCAACUCUCUGAAGGACGAGCUCCAGGCAGCGCAGAGAGACAAGAAGUACGCUACGGACAAGUACAAGGACAUCUACACGGAGCUGAGCAUAGUGAAGGCCAAAGCCGAGAGGGACCUGGGGCGUCUCCGGGAGCAGUUGCAGCUGGCCCACGAGGCGCUGGGGGAGGCUGAGCUGGAGGAGGUGGACCGCGGGGGAUACGACAUCAUGAAGUCCAAAAGCAACCCAGACAUUCUCAAGAUGGCCGCCGCUGCUGCCAAACGCUCGGAGCGCACCAUGAGGUCAAAGUCUGUGAGUCGAGACAUGCCCUGGGACAGUUAGGGCUGCAGCACAGAGCGCCUCUGCUCCUGAGAGUCUAAAGGAGGGCCUGACCGCAGAACAGCGCCUCCACCUGUUCGACAACAAGGACCCAAAAGAGUUCUGAGCGCUGCAUGUUCAAACGCCCACUGCAUUUUAGCUCCUAUCGUACCACACUACACUGGCCACACACCCCUCCUAUGUUAUUCAGAAUAUGGUAUGAAGUUUGAGUUUAUAGUCGGCAUUCCCUGCACUUCAGUUAACUGUGACUUUUUUGUACUUUUUUUUUUUUUUUUUUUUUGCUGCCAUGUCUUACUGUAAAUACUGUUUUUAAUAAUGAACAUCCGUCAACACUAAAAAAAACUGUGUAAGCUACUGUUUUAACUCCCCGGACUGUUGCUAGCCACAAAUGUGACGGUGAAUGGCUAAAACUACGGCAGCCCCAGAAGGUCAUAACCAAUUUGCAAUUUCACGAAAGAAUGUAGAAAUGGAAUUUAUAUUUUUCUAGAUAUUUUAACAGUUUCAAUAAUAGUUUUAAACUAUUUCAGUAAAAUAGAGUGUUUUAAUUUAAUACGAAAUGAGUUCAUCUAAUUUAUAACGGUAGUUUAGAAUCAGCAUUCAGAGAUUUCAACAUUUUCUGCUCAGUACAUUGUGUCCACUGGACACAAUGUACUGAGCCGGUUGGCUGGUUUUCCAAACAUUAGUCAAAAUAUGUUAUAUAGUUUAGACAUGAGGAAAAGUCUCCAUUUGGGAAAAUAUAAAUUCUCGUUUUGUUUCUUAAUUUGUGAAUUAGUUUUGUCCUUCUCAGGCUUCCGUACCUAACAGCUCCAUUUUGAUGAGCGAGUAUUACUUGCAUAACAAAUAUAUUUAUGAAUGAAUAGUGUGCAUGUUUUUGUUUUCACUUCCUCCUCCUUCUUUAUCAUUCCUGCUCGCUAAAAGCACAAGCUCACCACAGUACUACAGAACAACAAUUUUCCAGAUGGCUGCGAUGUCUGCAACUAACUCACCCACAUUUCACACAGCGUUUCACACAGCUCCAGCAUAUGAAUGAUACUUUGAGUAGAUACUUUUCUAGAGUUUGCCUCACUACAAUCAUUGCAGUUUGUCUUGUUCAGUGGCAGUCCCUUUAUAUUUAUUUAAAUGGCUGGGAUAUUCACAUUCCCACUCCUCUGUACUCUUAUUGUAAAUAUAAAGCAAAUAUACACCAACUGACAACAGGUUUAUUAGCAAUAAAUAUUUUUGCACCCUUUGA